AUGGCUACUCAAAUGUUCGACCUUAUCCCAGUACUUCAGGAUCUUAAAAUUUUAGGAGAUAAAUUCAAGACAUGGAUUGAAUGCAUGGACUGUGCUGGGCAGAAUAUUUAUGUUGGAACUACUGAUGGGUGUGUCCAUUACUAUAUGAUGGGCAUUAGCGGAGAUUCAAGUGGAUUUAGUUACCAAAGUCGAUUGCAACAGCAAAGAAUUAUUGGAGUUAUAACUAAUUAUAUAAGAGAGAAAAUAAAAGGAGUUACCUUGAUGUGUACGAAUGAAACGCCGAUGAGCAAAAAUCCUUCCUGUGUAGAGGUUUGCAUUGCACGAAAGAAAUCAAUUCAGAUGUACAUUGCUACUAGCGAUCGAAUUGUAUCUAGUACAGAAAUUUCUUUAUAUGAUCCUCCUUUGAGCAUGGCAAUGGAUGGUGAAUUUGUGUGUCUUGCAUCAUCAUUCCAAUACGUUUUGAUCAAUGUUAAUAAUGGAAAGACCCAAAAUUUAUUUCCAAUCGUUGUAGAAGAAACUCGACCAAUUGUAAAACGAAUCUCUCAGGGUGAAUUCUUUGUUAACGGACCCAGUGCGCUAGGCAUGUUCGUUACAACAACAGGCGAGUCUGCUAGGGCUCCGAUAUCACUUACCGAUAUGAUUCAGUCUGUUGCCUAUCAGCACCCAUACCUCGCUUUUCUAUCUCGGUCCAAGAUCGUUGUUUACAGUAUUUUUGAUCAAAAACAAAAACAAGUGGUAAAUUUUAAGCGUGGACUGUUUGUAUGUAGCUGUGAUAAAAAGAUAUUUGUGCCUACAACGAAAGAUAUUCACAUGCUUUGUCCAAUUCCAAUUCACCAGCAGAUAAAAGGAUUACUGAAAGAAGGUAAGAUGGAUGAAGCGAUUAAAUUAGCUGAUGCUGGAGUUCAUAUUCAUGAAUUAACUGCCCUUCAACACAAAAAGAUGAUUACCUAUAUACACAAAUUUGCUGGAUUUUCUCAUCUUCAAGCUUGCGAAUUUGAUAAAGCUAUUCAUGAAUUCGAUCAAGCUGAAGAUCUCGAUUUUCGACAUAUAAUUAGUUUGUAUCCGUCACUUCUCUUGGACAGUUGUCAGGUCUCUUUUCCAGAUGAUGUUAAUGAAUUUUAUCGAAAUAUACUAUUAGUUGUGAACGAUGAUACGAAUGAAUUGCAGAAUGCCAUGCAUGCUCUCCUCAAAUAUCUCGAGUUGGAUACUAGCUUAUUAAAGCUAUAUAUUGAACUCUGUCAAUUUGACGAACUAAUUGAAUUUUUAAGCUACGAUAACGAUUGUGACUUGAAUGAAAGCAUUGCAACGUUAGCUGAGAACGAGAGGUAUCAUGCUCUAGCAAUUUUAUACGGCAAUUAUGGUAGUAUCGCGGAAUCUCUGGAGUUAUUAAUAAAGCUUGCAAGCAAAGAAAUCGACGACUUUACAAAACCUAGUUUAAGAUACAUAGCCGAAGUUAUUAGUAGGACUACGGAUACUAGCUUGAUCUGGAAGUACACAACAUGGUUAUUGGAUCACGAUCAGAUAGCUGGCAUAGAGGUUUUCACUAAGUAUCACCUCAUGGAUGAAUCUGUAGAACUUCUGAAAGCAAGUUAUAUUUUAGACAAAGUAGAAAAAUAUCCUGUAGCACUGCGUCAAUUCCUAGAGUACUUAGUCUUUGAAUUUCAAAUUCAGAAGGAACAAUAUCAUACGAAGUUGGGCAUCAUUUAUAUAGAAUUAAUACUUUCUCUGAUGAAGAAUGCUCCUAAGAGCGACAGCAAUUUAGCGGAGGAGAGAGAUUCCUUACGAAAGUUACUAGAAGAAUCUUCACUAUUUCGUGCACAAUUACUCUUGUCUCGAAUACAAAAUACAGAUUUAUUUUCGGAACAAGCACUUCUAUAUGGACGAAUGGGACUCCAUGAUAAGGCUCUAGAUAUCAUUGUAAACAGACUACUAGACCACUCUGCCGCCAGGCAUUACUGUGCUACCUUUGCAAAGGGCAAAAAUUCAACAGAAAGAAAGAAAAUAUAUUUUUCGCUAUUAUCAGUAUACUUGACUUCUAGAAAUGUAGAUACAAAUAUUGUCCCUGCUUUGGAAUUGCUUAACGAUCAUGAGUCUAUUAUUGAUCCUAUACAGGCUUUACAGCUAAUACCUGAAGAUUGGUCUAUAGGUGCCAUAUGUAAAUUUUUGAAAUACUCGGUUCGUUCAAGCAUGAAUUCUGCAAGGAUGCUUAAAGUUGAGCGCGGAUUAUCAUAUGUAGAAAAUGUACAGACAAAGCAUGCUUACCGUAGUACCGUAAAUCUUACAGCUGUAAAGAUCACGGAUGAUAGAAUAUGUCAGGUAUGCAAUAGACCAAUUGGUGAGUCUAAAUUUGUGAGAUAUCCCAAUGGUGUUAUUGCGCAUUUAUCCUGUUCAAGAAGUAAAAAUAUUUGUCCCGUUACGGGAAAAAAUUUUUGUAAGGAGGAAAUGUGA
Messenger RNA from Trichoplax adhaerens, 2448 nucleotides. RefSeq lists its product as uncharacterized. Gene Ontology annotation, molecular function: protein binding. Gene Ontology annotation, cellular component: cytoplasm; membrane. The record is from RefSeq and is a predicted model, not a curated record. Lineage: Eukaryota; Metazoa; Placozoa; Uniplacotomia; Trichoplacea; Trichoplacidae. The transcript has 28 exons. Gene Ontology annotation, biological process: autophagy; endosomal vesicle fusion; intracellular protein transport. The coding region runs from base 1 to 2448 and encodes 815 amino acids.